AUCCAACUACAUUCGCAUCUACAAGUAGCCGAAUUACAAAUCAUGCAGAUUUACCAACUAUAAAUAACGAGUUAUCAAUAACGUUAAAACUAAAUAUAGCGAGUCAUGGUACAGAUUGGACUCUUGUUUUUCGCAAAGCAUACACACUUUCAAAUACUGAGAAACGAAUGGAUGUAUAUGUAGACGGAAUAUGGGCUGGAUUUACGAGCGUCGAACAAGUUUUGAGCCAAAGUGUCAUAUUCAAUGAUUCACCAUUAUAUAUUGGAAAAGAUUCGUUCUUCAAUGGAAUUACUGGACAAAUUAGCAAUAAUUGUUCAAGUCCAACUAUGACAACGGCAACUCCUUUAAACAAUAAUUAUCCAAAAACAACGAAUGGAGAAUGUUCAAAUGGUAUUCUAGCAGGUUCAAUCGUGGGAUCAUUUGUUUGCGGUGGUUUAAUAUUUUUAGCAGGAAACCUAUUUUUACGUAAAUAUAAAAAACGUAACUCUUAUUAUGACUCUGGUAAUCAGGUAGUUUUUACACAACAAUAA
This is a messenger RNA of Racocetra persica, 530 nucleotides long. The record is from the annotation of a GenBank genome assembly. NCBI's taxonomy places the organism in Eukaryota, Fungi, Glomeromycota, Glomeromycetes, Diversisporales, Gigasporaceae.